Messenger RNA from Toxorhynchites rutilus septentrionalis, 687 nucleotides. Its product is annotated as translation initiation factor IF-2-like. The record is from RefSeq and is a predicted model, not a curated record. Lineage: Eukaryota; Metazoa; Arthropoda; Insecta; Diptera; Culicidae. Bases 76 to 663 code for a protein of 195 amino acids. The transcript has 2 exons.
UCUGUGAAUUCAGUACGAAAUUUCGCUUUCAACGGUGAUCAACAGUCAGAAGGUUUAUCUGCAAUCAGCAUCAAGAUGAGGACCACUCGUUCGCUAGUUUGUCUCUGUUUGUUUUUCCUCGCCGCCAAGGCCGACGUCAGCGAGAUCCUGAACCAAACGCCCCAACAGCCGGCGGAGAUCCAAUCAUGCAUCGUGUUGACUAACAGCGCCGCUUCCAGCGAACCUCAAUCAGCCAAGCUGGAGCAAGCCACGGAUGUCAUUCCUACUGAGGCUGCCGCCCCCGCUGAGCCAACGACAGUCGAAGCAGAAGCUACCGAAGAAGAAGAAGAAUCUGAACCCGAGCCAACCGAACAGGCUGACGUCAAUACGACACCGGAAGUGGUGGCGGCGAGUAACGAGCCAGAACCAACCGAAGCACCUGCGGUUGUUGAACCGGUGGCAGCUAAACUCCAGCUGGACAGCUCCCAUCCCGAUUUCCAGGGACCAUAUCACUACGAGAAACCGAAAGUGCAACUGGAUUAUGGAACCCCAGCUGAGGAGGAAGUGGUGGCCGAAGUAAACAUUUCCCCGAAGGUUCAAAACGAAUACCUGCCGCCGGCAACCGAUUUGGAGGCCCCUGUCGUUGCAAAGCGACAUGCCAAGUUCCUGGGAGGACGUUUUUGAGGGUAGAGUGUAUAAAAUGAGUGA